Messenger RNA from Sclerotinia sclerotiorum 1980 UF-70, 1224 nucleotides. RefSeq lists its product as hypothetical. The record is from RefSeq and is a predicted model, not a curated record. Lineage: Eukaryota; Fungi; Ascomycota; Leotiomycetes; Helotiales; Sclerotiniaceae. The transcript is spliced from 3 exons. Bases 1 to 1224 code for a protein of 407 amino acids.
AUGGAUAAAGAUGAUCAAAUACCUUCUGAUCAAGAGAUUGAUUUUUGUACUCUUGGAAUGUUUAUAAUUGAUGAAAUACACUACCUUCCACCGAAUCCGUCAGUAUACGAUGUCCUCGGUGGCGCCGGUUCCUAUUCCGCCCUUGGAGCCCGACUCUUCUCCCCACCACCCCUCUCCAAAACUAUUUCCUGGAUCGUCGACAAAGGAUCUGAUUUCCCCUCAUCAAUAUCCGAACAAAUAGCUCAAUGGCAAACAUCAUGUCUAAUGCGUACCGAUCUUACCCGUCUCACAACCCGCGGUUGGAAUGGUUAUGACAGUAACGAAGUACGAUCUUUCAAAUACACCACCCCGAAGCUCCGACUCGACGAAACAUCCUUAUCGUCUCACCCACCACUUUUAUUCUCAAAAUCUUUUCAUCUCAUAUGUUCCCCAAAUCGAUGUAUAGAUCUCGUAACACGCAUCCUAUCACUCCGCAAAUCUCAAUCUCCAAAUCAUCCAAAACCUCUUUUUAUUUGGGAACCAGUGCCAGAUCUCUGUACACCAGAUGAGCUCCUAAACUGUACCAACGUCCUCCCGUACAUCGACGUCCUCUCACCAAACCACUCCGAGCUAGCCGGUUUCAUGGGCGAUCAAGAUCUAGGCCAUACUCCCUCAGGGGAAAUCUCUACAGAAGCCGUAGAGCGUUCAUGCGAACAAUUACUCGCAUCCAUGCCCCUCCAAUCCUAUUCCAUCGUUGUUAGAUGCGGAGCACUGGGAUGUUACGUUGCGAAAAACGGAGGAAGAAGUAGACGCGUCAGUAAAAGUCGGAGAAAACGCCCAGCAAAUAGAUCUAGAGGUGGAUUGACCCUAGAUAUGAAUAUGGAAGAUUUAUUCGCGGGACUAUUGAGUGAUAGUGGGGAGAUAGAAUUCGAAAGGAAUAAUUAUACUCCUGUAGAUCCGGGAAUCGAAAAAUGGAUCCCGGCUUUCCAUCAAGGUGCUCCAGAGGGUGAAGAGGAGGAGAAAAGCAAAGUCGUAGAUCCAACAGGAGGCGGGAAUACAUUUUUAGGUGGUCUUGCAAUUGCGUUGGCGAGGGGCAAGGGUAUCAUAGAGGCUAGUUGUUGGGGAGCUGUAGCGGCUAGUUUUGCGAUUGAACAAGUAGUUAUUGUAUGGGGAUUGUUCAGUUGCUUGGAGAGUGAUAUGUCUCAAUUAAUGGAAAGAGAGUUGAUGAAAAGGGGCUUGAGAUAG